This is a messenger RNA of Chenopodium quinoa (quinoa), 1637 nucleotides long. RefSeq names its product myb-related protein 306-like. Lineage: Eukaryota; Viridiplantae; Streptophyta; Magnoliopsida; Caryophyllales; Amaranthaceae. The transcript has 3 exons. Bases 238 to 1305 code for a protein of 355 amino acids. The record is from RefSeq and is a predicted model, not a curated record. Gene Ontology annotation, biological process: response to auxin.
ACCUCACUCUUUCUCUCUCUCUUGGAUCACCAUUAUUUCAUUUCCUCGCUUAAACAAAUUAAGUAGUUCUAAUUUCUCUUCUUUCUAUUUAUGUAGUUUAAGCUUAACCAAAGUACUUGCACCUUUGCUUCACCACUUCAAGAUAAAACUCAAAUAAGAGUUUAUAUCAUAAACUUUGAAUAUAUAAUCACAUACAUAAUAUAAAGCUAAAGCUUAAAGCUAAGAGUGUAUUGUGAAAUGGGAAGACCUCCAUGUUGUGAUAAAGAAGGUGUUAAGAAAGGACCUUGGACUCCUGAAGAAGAUAUCUUGUUAGUCUCUUAUAUUCAAGAACAUGGUCCUGGUAAUUGGAGGGCUGUUCCUACUGAUACAGGGUUACUUAGGUGUAGCAAGAGUUGUAGGCUGAGAUGGACAAACUACCUAAGACCAGGAAUCAAAAGAGGCAAUUUUACAGAUCAAGAGGAAAAGAUGAUCAUCCAUCUUCAAGCUCUUCUUGGAAAUAGAUGGGCUGCAAUAGCAUCAUACCUUCCACAACGAACAGACAACGAUAUAAAAAAUUAUUGGAACACCCAUCUGAAAAAGAAGCUAAAAAAGAAACAAUCGGAUAAUAAUCAUCAUCAAAGCUCGAGAUCAGAUGGAUUUAUUUCGUCACCUUCUUCUCCUGAAAAUCAGAGUUCGAAUAGUCGAGGUCAAUGGGAAAGAAGGCUUCAAACCGAUAUUCACAUGGCGAAACAAGCCUUAUGUGAUGCCCUUUCAACAAUGGAUCAAAAACCAACCUCGAAUAUGCCUGAUAUGAUGAACUCAUCACAAAAUAUUAGCUUGAAUACAAGCCAUAAUAAUAGUAGUAAGCAAGGGCAAACGGCAUCAUCUAUCUAUGCUUCGAGUACUGAGAAUAUAGCGCGAUUGCUACAAGGGUGGAACAUGAAGUCCCCUAAGAAAGAGCAAUCGAGCUCGGUGUCAACGGAUCAUCACUCUCUUAGUAGCACAAUGGAGGUUGAGUAUGGCCAUGAACAAAAGCCUAAAGUUGCAAGUGAUCAUAAUUUUUCGAAAAAUGAGGCGUUUCACUCUUUGUUUGGUACAAUCGAAUCGAGUGAAUCUCCAUACUCGGAUUUCUCUCAGACAGUGUCUCCGGAGGAGGCUAGCUUCUUCGAGCACGAAAGCAAGCCGUUGAGUGAUGGCGGUCGAGGCACGUUGUCCGUGCUAGAGAAAUGGUUGUUUGACGAUUGUUCAAUUCAACACUGUGGACCACAAAGCCAAGUUCAUGAUCUUAUUGAUAUGCCCUUGCAAGAAACGGCUGAUUUUGAAUGAGGAAUUUAUUAUUGGUAUUAUUAUUAUUAUUAUUAUUAUUAUUAUUAUUAUUAUUAUUAUUGUUAUUAUUGAAAGUUUUUUUUCUUAGAAAAAUUCUAAGGACAAUGAAAAUUAAAAAGGGUAUCCUCAUUUUCAUAUUCCUUGGAAUUUUUCUUAGAUUAAAACGUAGAUUUUAUUUAGUAGGACUAAGUCAACAAGCAUAAUAAUCUUAGCUUGUUGUAACUAGGGCAGACCAUUUGUUAUUUGUGGGAUAAUUAUUUAUCGUAGUGCAUGCGAAUAAUAAGACUCCUGAUUCAUUUGUUAAUCUAGGCAUUAUAUCAUUUUCAUUGUUA